Paramecium tetraurelia is the source of this 642-nucleotide messenger RNA. RefSeq lists its product as uncharacterized. The record is from RefSeq and is a predicted model, not a curated record. The transcript is spliced from 6 exons. Gene Ontology annotation, molecular function: protein binding. NCBI's taxonomy places the organism in Eukaryota, Ciliophora, Oligohymenophorea, Peniculida, Parameciidae.
AUGUAAUCAGUUCAGAAGAAUAGAAUCACAAAAGAAAUAUAGGAUUUCGACUAGAGAUAAAAGAAAAGUGAAGAUAAUGGGAUUUCUAUCUUGGUUGUUGACAACAACAUCACACAUUGGAAGGGAUUCAUCAAUGGAUCACCAGAUACUCCCUAUGAAGGUGGCUAUUUCUAAAUUGAUAUCGUAUUAACUGCUGAUUAUCCUUACAAACCACCCAAAAUGAAGUUUGAUACACGCAUCUGGCAUCCCAAUAUCUCAUCAUAAACUGGUGCUAUCUGUCUUGAUAUUUUGAAGGAUGAAUGGUCACCUGCCUUAUCAAUUCGCACAGCCUUAUUGUCAUUACAAGCCUUAUUAUGUGAUCCAUAGCCAGAUUCUCCAUAGGAUGCUGUCGUAGCCAAUCAAUACAAGACGAAUAGAGAGUUAUUUACAAAAACAGCAAAAGAAUGGACAUUAAAUUAUGCAUCAAAAAAUAAACAAGAUGAAAAAAUUGCCAAUCUCGUUGCACUAGGUUUAGAAGAAUAAAAAGUCAAAGAAGCAUUACUAAGAUUCGGAUAUGAUGAAGAACAAGCAGCCAAUUUCUUAUUAGGUGGAUGAAUAAUAAUUAUUAAAUUAUAGUAUUGUAUUGCAUUACAUUUGUAUUAA